GUUCGUGUGAGGAGGGGCUCUGUAAGGAAGUGGCAGAUUUUUUCCGGCUGUGUAUUUUCAAAUUCUAGCGCACUCGAGCUGGUUUCUCCAAAAUGACCUACCCCACCUUUAAGUAGGCCUACAAGAUUUCACUCUGGUAACAAUGCAGAAUCCAUUCAUAAAGUAGUCGUUUUUGAACGUCACUCAAUGUGGCGGAGGCGGACACUCCACGCGAACGCGCACACAUUAAAAUUGAGGAGGGGGAUGGUGAUGGUGUAGGGCUCGGUUUGGAAUUGUGCCAAUGGGUUCUCUUCAAAACUGCACCACACCCACCGCUGAGUUUAGAGUCUUUCGUCUUGUCGGUUUUAGCUUGAAGAACAACUUGUACUCGUAUGUUCUUGUUAUCAUGUCGAACACCGUGAAAAGCCUCACGGUGAACUAUAACCCCGCCAGUAAUGAGCAAAACACCUUUACCAGUGGCGACUGUGUUUCUGGUGAGGUAACGCUGGAAGUUACCAAAGAGUGCAAAAUAAACUCCCUAUUGAUUCAGUUCAAGGGGAAAGCAGAUGUGAUGUGGAGCGAGCGUCACGGACAAACUACUGUCAUCUACCACUCCAAGGACAAGUACUUCAGCAUCAAACACUUCUUCGUCGAAGAAAAAAAAGAUAAUGGAGAUGACAACGAAACACUAUUGACAAACCAGUUGGGAAAUCCAUACAGCAAUGUCGUUGCCCCAGGAUCCCAUGUUUACCCAUUCAGCUUCCAGAUCCCUCCCCAGGAUAUGCCCUCUUCCUUCGACGGUAGCUUUGGUAAAAUUGUGUACGCGCUAAAAGCCAAGCUGAGCAGAUCAAUGAGGGUUCCAACGAAAGAUUCUACCAAAAUCAACUUUGUCGCGAAGGCAGACCUGAUCGGUGACCCUGGGCUGAUGGAACCACAGCAUGAGUCUAAGGAUAAGAAAAUGAAGUUUUUCAACUCAGGAACAGUAGCCAUGGAUGUGAAUCUUGAAAAGACAGGUUUCUUCCAAGGAGAAGGACUAAAGGUUAUGGCCUGCAUUCAGAACAACUCAUCUCGCGAGAUCACGCCCAAGUACUGUGUGUACAGAAAGCAUAGCUUCUUUGCAAAAGGAAACAGAAGAGUUUCAACUAACGACUUGUAUAAAGAGGUGGGAGAGCCCAUCCCUCCGUCUUCUAACCAAAAUGUCACAAGAGUCCUCUCCAUCCCACUCGAUGUGGAGCCGUCCAUCCUCAACUGCAGCAUCCUCAAAGCAGAGCACAGACUCAGGGUCUACCUUGAUGUCAAAUAUGCUUCAGACCCAGUGAUCAAAUUCCCCAUAGUCUUCCUGCCGGCCCCUAAGGUUCCUGGUGUGGAGGCGCCCCCACUCGCUGCUUCUGGUUUUGGAUUUGAACCAUUUGGAAACACCUACCCACCAGCCUGGGGAAUGGUCCCUCCACAACCACCAUCAGCACCCCAACUCUCAGAUCCCCAACCCUCAGACCCCCCUCCUGCCUAUGGACAUGGGACACACCCUCCUUUGAUAAAUCUUGGAAAUGAAUAUAAUUGGUUGGACUGUGAAGAUACAGUGGGGCAAACAAGUAUUUAGUCAGCCACCAAUUGU
Gymnodraco acuticeps is the source of this 1594-nucleotide messenger RNA. RefSeq names its product arrestin domain-containing protein 3-like. Gene Ontology annotation, biological process: protein transport. The record is from RefSeq and is a predicted model, not a curated record. Gene Ontology annotation, cellular component: plasma membrane; cytoplasm. NCBI's taxonomy places the organism in Eukaryota, Metazoa, Chordata, Actinopteri, Perciformes, Bathydraconidae.